Sporothrix schenckii 1099-18 is the source of this 1851-nucleotide messenger RNA. RefSeq lists its product as uncharacterized. Lineage: Eukaryota; Fungi; Ascomycota; Sordariomycetes; Ophiostomatales; Ophiostomataceae. The coding region runs from base 1 to 1851 and encodes 616 amino acids. The record is from RefSeq and is a predicted model, not a curated record. The transcript has a single exon.
AUGGCGUUACCCGUAGCCAUCCAGUCGGUCGUCUUCUACUACCUGGCAUGUACGCCAUGCAUGUCCGCACGCACCCGGCAUCGUGCCAAAAAGAAGUUUGACAAGGAGCGCAAGGAGCGCGCGGCGAUGGAGGAAGACGAACCGCCCAUCUACCGCCAUCCCAGUCCCUUCAAUGUCAACCCCUACUGGCAAGAAGAAAUCAUGAUGGGGCCCAGCCUGCCGAAGAAGGGCCGUGCCGCCAAGCAGAACUCGAGCCAACGCAAACUCACCAGCGCCGGCAAAGAUAGCAGCAUUGCCACGCGUAGCAGCUUAGCGAUUAGCAAUCACGGAGGCGUGCCAAAUAGCAGCGGUGGCAGCGGCGGAAUUCUACAAGGAGCCAACGGUGGCUCGGAGCCAUUGCCAGAAGGAGCCGCAGCGGCCGCCAGUGAUGGUACCGACGCAACAGCAGCCGGUGGCGCAGCCGACCGAAGAAGCGCCGACAACAGCAUGCCGGCCUCAAAUAACUCCAGCGGCGCCAACGUCGCUAACAAGUCACGCACGAGUGGCGGCCAGCCACCGGUCAGCCCAACAUUGAACUCCGACGAUGCUCGUAGCAUGAGCAUGCUCGAAGCCACAGCGACGGCCGCGACAGUCGGUACGACCACGACGACCAGCGCCGAGGGCUGGAACUACAAGCGGUACCAGCGCGAGGACGAGGAGCUGUGGGGCUCGGAGCCGUCUCGGACGCACAAGCUCAUGGACGCCAUUGUUAAGGCCGGGUCGUCUGCGGGCCGUCUGCUCGAGAGUACGCUGGGGACUAAGGAGCGCGGUGGCUUCUCGACGGGCGCCUACUACAGCGGUGGCAACCUCGCCGUCACCGACGAAGACCGUGCCAACUUUUACUCGCCGACCAUCAUCCACCCACCCGUCAACGACUACCACCCCCCCGUUGUCGGCAGCAAGCCGGCCCACAGGGACGCGCUGCGCUGGAUGCUGCAGCCGCCGCCGCCGGCCAAAGUGAUGGAGGGCAAGGUCCCCGUCAGCCGCAGCACCAGUGUGGCCAGUUCUAUGAAUGGAGGCAGCAUGCGCCGGUCGACCACAGCCGUCGCCGGAUCCGAGGUGUCCCUCACGCGCAGAAUGGCCCGCGAGGCGCGUCUCCGCCGUGGCGAUUCAGCCAACAGCGGCGCCACUGUCACAGGUCGCCCACGCGCUUCGUCUUCCACUUCGACGGAGGAAGACGAUGCUGCAGCCGUUGCCGCAGCGGCGGCCACUGCCAACCUUAGCCGCACUGUUUCUCGCAAGUCCGCUACCACCGGAAACGAGAUCCGUCCCAAGAGCCAGCAGCGACUCGGAUCGCGAGGUGCCGCCGCCGCCGCCGCCGGUAGGAGCCGCAGCGGCAGCCUUGCAUCGUCUGUCGAGGACCCAAACUGGUCGUCGGAUGACGACGGCAUGCUGCGCACAAAGUGGCGGUUCCCAAACGCUGCACCUCCGCCGGUCCCCGCCAUGCCGUCGCUCCCCGUUACUGCCGUGCUGCCAGGCAGCAGCGGUGAUGCUGGUGCCUCCUUUCCGACCUCCAGCCUCCAGCCACGGUCCUCGCUGCACGUGAACAGCCAGAACCCGAGCCGCACGAAGCUCGAGACGAUCUUGAGCUCGGACGCCAGCGGCAAGAUGGACAUGAGCCGCAGCAGCAGCAGCAGCCGCGGACGAAAGGAAAACACGCGGCCCGGCGUCAUCAAGGGCGCCGCGACGAGCUCGAGCACGAGCACGAGCACAGUCGUUGCCGCCUCUCCCGGAAACGGCGAUGCCACCAAGGCACCGCAUGACCGCUCGGCCGGCUCGUCGCUGGACAGCGGCCUGGCUCUGUCUUCGUAG